Messenger RNA from Photinus pyralis (common eastern firefly), 1426 nucleotides. Its product is annotated as EF-hand domain-containing protein 1-like. Gene Ontology annotation, cellular component: mitotic spindle; axoneme. The record is from RefSeq and is a predicted model, not a curated record. Gene Ontology annotation, molecular function: alpha-tubulin binding. Lineage: Eukaryota; Metazoa; Arthropoda; Insecta; Coleoptera; Lampyridae. Gene Ontology annotation, biological process: mitotic cytokinesis; cilium-dependent cell motility; mitotic spindle organization.
GUAUAUACGGACAUACCUGUAACAUACCCUUCCGUCUACAUGGAGAAGUCCGACGCAGAAGUAACCGAAUACUACCAACCGAAGGACUUACAAGUAGGCGAAACUAUCUACAUCUUAGGUCGCCGAAUGCUUCUUGUGGACUGUGAUCGAUUCACUCGAGAUUACUACCAAAAGGCGUUAUGUAUACAACAAAAACCUGCCAUACCGUACAAACCGAAACCGAAAGAGCCUCCACCACGACCGGUUCCACCGCACGAUGGCCUGGGAACUUUGGAGGAUUCGAUUCAAAAUACUAAAUACUUCCUACCACAACCGCCCAGAAAGGACGUUGUGCGUCAACUGCUCAAUGCUAACAAGUAUUUAAGAUACAUUAUGAAAAUAGAUGUCGUACAUCCUGAAGACGAAGUCAGACGGUUCAUUUUGAGAUACUCCCUAUCCGAGGGAACUUGCUACAUAUACGAACCAGUGAUUAGAAAUUCGGGCAUAUGGGGGGGAAAAUAUUUGCGAGAUUCUUUUCUUGUAAAACCGGGAUCAGACCCGUUGAAUCCAGUCUAUUACACUCCAGUAGAUUUCUAUAUCGGCGCGACGAUUAUCGUGCACCAUCAGCGAUUUAUUAUCAUAGACGCAGAUCUGUAUGUUUACCGAUACAUGCAGGCUAAUCCCGAAAAGUUCCCAUGCGACGUGAUCGACAACAUUCGAAAUCACAUGUUCAAAAGUGGAUUCCUUACUGAGGACAUUAGGGAUGAAGUGGAAAAGGAAUCUCAGGCUCAGAAGAAAGCCGCGAGAGACGCCAUUGGUGAAAAAGUGGAAUAUCCCGAGCCUGAGAUGGAUAAAUGUCUGAUGAAAUUAAGGGGUAGUAGUGCUGAUACAGAUCCGGAAUAUGCUACGUUAAAGAGAGCGCAAUUAUUGCAAGAAUAUGAAGAUUCGCUUAUCCAUAAAAAUGUGGUUCCCGAGCACGGUAUCAUGGAUACCAAUCUAACCUGCGCUUAUCCAGUUGUAAUUGGUGAAAAACCAGAUAUUGUUUGUAGGGGAACUGAUGUUGGUCCUGACGCAUUUACACCAAAGCACAUUGAUACACCCGAAGAAAUUCAACAGAAGCAUUAUGCAGAUGUGCUGCGAAAAGAGCGCGAUCUAUGUAAAUACGGUAAACCGAUUGUCUGCCAAAGUCCGGAAGACAUAAACAGGCCCCCCGCCGAUAAAAAACCACUUGAGGAGUCUGUACCGAUUAUGGUUUCCCCCGUAGAUCGUCCUAAAGACGCUUGCAAAGUUAAAAGUGUGCACUUUGAGGACGACGAUAAAAGAUGUCAAACGUAUCAAGAUGAUCUUUGUGAUUUGAAACGUGAGAGAAUUUUUUCCGAAUGUACGCCUUAUAAAAAAUGUUAACAUUUUUUAUUGUACCUACCAAAUAUAUCUAUACCCGAGUCUA